Protobothrops mucrosquamatus (brown spotted pit viper) is the source of this 2190-nucleotide messenger RNA. RefSeq names its product potassium channel tetramerization domain containing 19 (gene KCTD19). The transcript has 16 exons. The coding region runs from base 1 to 2190 and encodes 729 amino acids. Gene Ontology annotation, biological process: DNA-templated transcription; protein homooligomerization. The record is from RefSeq and is a predicted model, not a curated record. NCBI's taxonomy places the organism in Eukaryota, Metazoa, Chordata, Lepidosauria, Squamata, Viperidae.
AUGGUCCAGCCUGGCCUUCUUCCUGUCCCAGAACAGUCCUUGCCAAAGCAGCUGCUGCUUCAGAUCCAGAGGUUGGGGGCCCUGGCCGCCCAUUUCUUGCUAUCAGGCAAACCCAAGGACCCGGCGGCGGAGAAGGAGGAGGCAGCGGCGGCGGGGGCGCCGUCGGGGCCGGAGGAGCCGCCGGUGCAGCUGAACGUGGGCGGCUGGGCCUUCGCGGUGCCGCGGAGCAAGUUGGCGCCGUUCCCGGAGUCGCUGCUGGGCCGGGCGGCAGCGGCGGGGCCGGCGGGGCAGCGGCUGUUCCUGGACCGCGACGGCUACGCUUUCCGCCACGUCCACUACUUCCUGCACACGGCGCGGCUGUCGGGCGGCAGCGGGCUGGAGCUGCCGCUCCUCUACGAGCAGGCCGGGCUGCUGGGGUCGCAGGAGCAGGCGCCGCUGGGGCUGCUGGACACGCCGCUGCUGGAGGCGGAGGCGGAGGUGCGCUACUGCUUCCUGCCGCUGCGCCUGGUGGGCGAGUUCCCGGCGCUGGUCACCGACGACAACCUGCUCUGGCUGGCCGACGGCGCGGCGCUGAUCGAGGUCGAGAGCGGCGAGUUCCGCUUCAUCGCUAAUUUUCUUCGCUCAGAGAAGAUUCUUUUGCCUGAUAACUUCUCCAGCUUGGAUUCUCUGGAAGCUGAAGCUGAAGCCUUGGGCAUCCCCAAGGUCAUAGAAGCCGUGAAGAUCUUCAGGAAUAACCCAGGCUCAGGUUCCAGUGAAGCCUCUAAGUCUCCAGUACAGGAGCAGAGACUUCAGGACCCAUCAGUCCUCCUUCCUUUGUACCCAAUGGUGCUGGGACUCCUAGUCAAGUACCCUGACUCUGCUCUUGGGCAGCUCCACAUGGAGAGCACUCUGGAUGGGAACAAGCUCUACAUAUCAGGGAAUGGAGUUCUUUUUCAGCAUGUCAUGAAUUGGUUAGGAACUUGCAGACUUCCACUUACACGAAAUAUGUCUGAACUUCCACACCUUUGCACCUAUUUGGAUCAAAUGGAUCUCAUCUAUGAGCCAAUGAAGGACGCUUUAAAAAGAUUUCUAAACCCAAAGACGCCCACAGACUCCCUGAAUAAGUGGGCAGCAGAAAUAACAGCUUUUUCCCUACAUCAUAUUGUCAAAGUCUAUGUAGGAAGCCACUGGUAUGCCACCUAUUUGCAAACAUUAUUAAAGUUUCCAGAGUUGUUGUCAAAUUGCAAAAAGGUAUAUUGGAUUGCUUAUGGCCAGAGUCUCCUCAUUCAUGGAGAUGGAAAAAUGUUUCGACAUGUUCUCAACUUCUUAAGACUUGGCAAGUUGUACUUACCAUCUGAAUUUAAGGAAUGGUCACUUUUGUGCCAGGAAGUGAUCGAGUACCAGAUCCCUUCUCUGCUGGAGGCUCUAUAUCAGUAUGACAUGUACAGAUUAUGGCUGCAACAGAAGGAAGUUCAACAUGUAGUUUAUCCAGUUAGAAACCUUGAGUCUCCAAUAUCAGAGAAGGAUACUGGAUCCAACAAAGUCCUUCGAGAUGGCUGGCUGACAAAGGCGGAUGACCCAAGCAGUCUGGAGGAGGUGCCCUCCUCAGGGAAAGGUGCCAGCUCUCGGGAACAGAGUGGCCAGAAAGAAAAGGGAACAGCCCUUGAAGAAACUGCUACUUGUGAAGCCCUUGAUGUGAGGGGCUUGAUUCUUAAGGUUGAGCACCCUCCGAUUGUGCCGGGCGAUGGUUCCUGUGUCUUUCAUGAAGGCAGCGUUCUCUACAGCACGGGCGUUGAAGAGAUUACUCUAGCCUGUGCCCUGGCACCCCCAGUGGACAAAGAUGUUGUUUUUCUGAGCUUUCCAUUAACACAAGAAGAAAUUUUUUAUGCCCAGAAGUGCCACGGCUUCCUUACGGAUGUCAUCUUGGAUUCUAUAAGACAGAAGGAUCCUAAAGAAACCACUGCCAAAGUAGAGCUUCUGGUCCAGAGGUUGUGGCGUCUGCAGAUCACGGCAAAGGAGUUUGUGGCUGAGCUCCUGAAUUCAGCGCCCUUUAUAGCCGAUGGCCAUUCCUACGAGAAGUUGCUGAAGUGGGUUGAAUUCACCCUGCCUUUUGCCUGGAAAUACAGCUGCUGCAUUAACUUGCUUAUUAAAAAAGGGUACUUUAAAUCACUCUCACAUUUUGUUAUUGGGAAAUAUUUACAGAACCCUUAA